Messenger RNA from Heterotrigona itama, 2123 nucleotides. The record is from the annotation of a GenBank genome assembly. Lineage: Eukaryota; Metazoa; Arthropoda; Insecta; Hymenoptera; Apidae.
AUGUUCAAUUCACUCUUGGCGGGGCGAAGGAGGGAGGUGGGCCAGAGGCAAGGCGUUUGCAACGAGCGAUCGGAGGAGAAACGAGAGAUCUAAAAGAGAUUCUAAAAAGCGAAUCGCAAUGUGAUAUAUCCAGAGUGUAGGGACAAAGAGACAGCUACGACUCGGCGAGCCGGACUGUGGCGAGGAGCCGCCCGAUUGGCCUGAAAGGAGCCCUUGCCAUCCGCCGAAGGGCCCCUGUGAUCCCAUGGGUCCACCGGGCUAUCCCCCGAAACCGAAGCCUAAGAAGAAGCCGUUUUGCGUUAAAUGCCCAGCGAAGAAACCGUGCAAAACGAAAAAAUGCCAAGUUUAAUGGUUUAACCGCGACGUUCCUGAGACCUGUGUUCAAGCUCUCCACCGCGAUGUUCGGCAGCUUUCGAGCCAGAAGUCAGUGUUCUUUGGGAUCGUCUCUUUUCGACGCGUGCACACGCGCGAGAAACUUCAAUACUACGCCCGUUCUGCCGAGGGAAUCCAAGAACAUCGUCAGUUUGUCGAAAGAGUUGACGAGAUACUUGUGGCAAGGGCAAGCGAGGUUCUUUCGAAACGACUCUAUUUUAAGGAGCAAAGCACGCUGGAGGAAGCCACCACCUCCUUCUCCACCGUCGGACUGCUCCUCCAAGUCAGUCCCCGACUGUACGAAACAGACUCGACCGAGAGGAUCUUGCAAACAAUCGUACCAACGACAGAAACCUUACGUUUCGUCUGCGUCUUGUCGCCCACGCCCGAAGAACUCCAAGUGUCUGCAGCCUCCGACAACAUGUCCACCCCCUUGCUCCACGCCUCGUGUAAAGUCCAACGAAUGUCCGCCACCAAAAAUAUGCUAUCGGAAGUGUCCUCCGCCUCCGAAACCACCGAAGCCUCCGAAAUGUCCCAAGAUCCCUGCUCCAUCGCCACCUCCAUCGCUGCCCAGAGUACCCAAACCACCAAAGUGUGCGCCACCCUGUCCUCCACCUCCUCCACCGCCUCUACCCAAGUGUCCAAGUGCACCGAAGUGUCCCGAAUGUCCACCGCAGAGCGAAUGUCCGCCACCACCGCCGUGUGAACCUUGCCCUUGCCCCCCUCCCUGUCCUCCGUCGUCCUGUCCACCUCCACCCCCGUGUCCACCCUGUCCACCAGCCGAUCCCUGUCCGAAACCGCUUCCUUGUCCACCUCCUCCUUCACCCAGAAUCUGUCCGUCUUGUCCAUCGUGUCCAGAGUGUCCCAAAUCUCCUCCUUGUCCGUCGCCACGACCGUGUCCACCUUGCCAAGACACUGAGCCUUCCUGCCCCAAGGACGUUGCAUCCUGUCCGAAAAAUUGCGGAAGACCAACGAAGAAGGGUCUGACAAACGGGCUGAAGAAGAGGAAGUUCUCCACCUAUCACGCGGUAUCUAAAUUCGUUAGACGGCCGGUAAGAGCCGAUUGCAGGGAGUUCCAUACGUGCACGGGUAAGAAAUCCGAGAAACCGGCGAAAGCAGCCAGCUGCAAAGAUAUGGGUGACAUUUGCGAAAAUGGAGGAACCUCGUCCGUGAAAACCUCCGAACAGAGGGAUCCAGAGAACAAAACGAAGAAGAGCAAAAAGAAGGACGUGUGCGCUGGCAGAAAGCCAGUGAAACUGCAGAAGAAGAAGAAGAAGGAGGAGGAGAAGGAGGACGAAUGUGUGUAUAAGUGCAUUCGAAGGGGAAAGUGCGAGCAACCAAUUACUGGUAAACCGCUGAAAAUGGAGUACAAACCGGUCGUUUGUCCACCGCCAAAGUUUGCCUCGCCUGCACCCUGUCCGGAGAUCCCCGAGGCGGUGUACGAGACAGACCUAUGUCCCGAGACUCCACGUACCAAAACGAAGAAAGAGAUCUGUGUCCCGCCACCGGUGCCAAAACCACCGACAGACCCGGUAGUUCUCUGUCCUUGCCCGACACCGUCGAAAAUUCACCCUGGACCUUGUCCUUGCUACAGUGAAGAAACCAUCAAAGUCUACGAUGCCACCGUGUCCACGCAAGCAGUAUAUCUGUCGCAGGGAGGAGAUAAAGCAUUGCGUACUGGAGAAUCUGAAUUGCAAGAAACGCCAGACUUGCGACCCAAAGAGGAGAAAGAAGAAGGAAGAAUAGUGAAG